UGGCUCGCAUCAUCGUCCUGUUGCAUUCAGUGUUAUGCUUAUGUUUUCCCAUCAAUAGCUGCCUACAUACCUGCUAACAUAACAAGCUCAACAGUGGGUAGUGAGUCGGGAGAAGAGCUUCACCGAACAACAUCAACAGCGGGUCUUGCUUGGUUCGUUCGGUGGAAAUCAGUCUUCUACAGCGCUUCGUCGAGAACGGUUGUCGACAGCAGGCUCGGAAAAAGACCUGCACCACCCCACCCGCCUACUGUGCCAGUCACGUGCGAGCGUGGAAAACGUAAGAAAACGCGCGUGCUUCGUCGCCCGGUGCGAAAAGCCAAGAGUGAAAGUGAAACUCAGAACAAGCUUGGAAGUGAAUUAUAAUUGCGAAACUUGUUCCGGUGGCACGUUGUGUGCGUGUAAUUUCGUGCAAAUUAAUGUUCUUAAUUAAGAUCGCGCCAUUUUCGGGAGUGUGGGCCCCAAGUCGGUGAUAACGUCGGUCCUUUUUUAUCUGAGAAGCAAGUCAAGUGCGGAAAAAGAAAAUUCAAACUGGGCGGAAAAACUCGUUAAAAUUAUCCCAAAACGAACAUAAAGUGUGAAAGUGGGAAAAUCGAGCUGCCAGCAGUGAGCAAAAAAAAAACAAGUUAGUUGAAUCACCCACGACGCGGUAUACCCGGUAUCAAACUGAGAUUUUUAUCGCCCAACAACGGACGACGGUUUGGCGUCCAGCGUGUUUUGGGGAGUUGGCCGGUGAAUUUAUUGGAACCGUCGUCAUCCCGUGGCGCUGGCAGCCAGCAGCGGAAGGAAACCAUCAAUUAUUAACCGUCAUCCAUCUGGUUACGAGGCACGUGUCGUGUGGUGUUUCCACGCCUCCCACACCGCAACCAGAAUGCUUCGCUUUGGAUUAUUGAAGUAUAAGAAGCUGAGCAGCAGUAGCAGCAUCAGCAGCAGUAGCAGUGGCGAUGGUGGUGGAGAGGCCUUGUCGUCCUGUGAGGGGACCACUUUGGGUCCUUGGGACGAUAAUGGCAAUCAGCAGCCACCGCAACGGCAGACGUUGACACCUGUGCAGCAGCAGAACCGGCAUCACCAUCACCGUCAGAUUCACAAUCAGCUGAAUGGGAGCGCGAUGAAAAAUAUCAACACCCUCGCCAUGGACUCGCCAACGAACAAAAGUGACAACAAAGCACUCUCGGAUCAGGACCACCACCAAACGCCCGAGUCACGGUCCAUCCUAGUGCUGGCAACUUCCUCACCCAGUCACCGCAGUUACAAACCACUGGCCAACAGCCAGCAGCCGUCGUCGAAAGUAUCCACCCCCGGCGGCAAGAAGCGCCACUCGACGACGGCCACCGCCACGGCCCUCAACUGCAAGGCUCGCAUCUACAAGUGUAUCAAGCGAAUCCUCAAAAGGAACAACUUUUCCUCCAGCAAAGAGCAACACAAAGUCCAUCCAGUAGUGCCACCGCAGCACCAACAGCAUCAGCAGGUGCAAGAUAAAUCAAAGGUGGUCGACUAUCGGGAGAUUAAAAGUUUACUCGAGAAGGAAAAGUCCCCGCUGGACUACGAUGUGAACCUGGCCAAGUGUGUGGACAAACCCGCGCUGAUCAAGAAAAUCGCCCUGAAUUUACUGAAAUCAGCGGAAGACGAUAGCCGAUGCCUGGUGAUUGCCCCCGAGCGCCCAUCGGAGACCACUUCCAUCCAGAGCGAUCUCACCCAGGAAGCCGAAUACCAACGGUUACGUGCCGAGUCCUGGUUCCACGAAAACCUACCCCGGGCCCUGUCGCUCGAUCUGCUCAUCAACCAAGCGCCCGGCAGCUUCAUCGUCCGCCGGAGCACCACCAAACAAGACUGUUACGCCCUCUCGCUGCGGGUGCCUCCACCUGGACCAAAGAUAGCACACUACCUCAUCGUACGGACGGCCUCGGAUGCGUACCAGAUCAAAGGAUUCCACAAAGAGUUCAGUACGCUGCAGGCCCUGAUCGUGCACCACUCGGUCAUGCCGGAAGCCCUGCCGGUGCCGCUGGCCGUCCCACGACCCACCAAUCUGGCUGUGAAAACCAAAUGCGAAGACGAUUACGACACGGUUUAUGAUCUUGCACCGGAAACGACGAUCGCCUAGAACCUAACCACAAAGACAUCAUGCCGCAUGUGCUCAAAAAAAUCUCCCCAUCCCUUUUCGCAUGACAUCCUACGAUAUCUAGUAAUCGGACGUUGAGGAACUUUUACCAAAAAUCCUUACUGUUACCUAUAUUGUGUAAGCCUAUUAUUAAAACUAUACAUAGAGCAAUAUAAAUUAUUUGAAAAGAAGAAUUCCAUCCCGGACGGCCCCGGUUUGUUGUUGCGUUCUUUAUUUGUGAUCACCUUCCGACAAAUUACCCGCACUCUCAUCGAAAGGAAAUUAUACGCCCACAGACGCGCGCGGGUGCGUACGUG
Molecule: messenger RNA, 2412 nt
Organism: Aedes albopictus (Asian tiger mosquito)
Lineage: Eukaryota; Metazoa; Arthropoda; Insecta; Diptera; Culicidae
Exons: 3
Coding region: 869-2098 (409 amino acids)
Source: RefSeq, a predicted model, not a curated record